UAUACAAAGCGAAAAAGGUAGUCACACUUACACCUCACACAAAUCACGAGUCUCUUUCUUUCAAUUUGUGUCUUAAAUCCCAAGCUUUCCCAACUAAUCUCAUCUGUCUCAGUGCUGCUGUUUGUAAGCAAGUCUUGUCUAUUUCUUGCUGAGAUCUAGAGAAGAAAGCCCAAAAAUGGCGGAAGAGAAAGAUCCAACUUCAGUACCACUUAGUCAAGUUGAAGAAGAAGAUCCUGAAGACCCCGCCAAAUCACCUCCUGAGUCCCCCAAUUCUUCUACCCGCAAGGCUUGCUGUUAUUUUCUUCAAAGCUGGGUAUCAAAGAAGUUUAUGACUGGAUGUGUGGUUCUCUUCCCUGUAGCAGUUACAUUCUUUGUGACUUGGUGGUUUAUUCAGUUUGUUGAUGGUUUCUUCAGUCCACUAUAUGAACAACUUGGCAUUGACAUAUUUGGACUAGGAUUUGUCACAUCUCUUGUUUUUGUAUUCUUAGUUGGGGUUUUUGUUUCGUCUUGGCUGGGUGCUACUGUUUUCUGGAUUGGGGAAUGGAUUAUUAAGCGAAUGCCAUUUGUCAGACACUUAUACUCGGCCUCAAAGCAGAUAAGUUCUGCAGUAUCUCCAGACCAGAACACCACUGCUUUUAAGGAAGUGGCAAUCAUUCGUCAUCCCCGUGUGGGUGAAUAUGCCUUUGGUUUUAUUACAUCAUCAGUCACCCUUCAGACAGAUGAAGGGGAUGAAGAAUUGUGUAGUGUUUUUGUCCCUACGAACCAUUUGUACAUUGGUGAUGUACUCCUGGUUAACGCCAAUGAUGUUAUAAGACCAAACAUGUCCAUCCGCGAAGGCAUUGAGAUAAUCGUCUCCGGAGGAAUGACCAUGCCUCAAAGGAUCUCUCAUGUGGCACGGGUUGCGCGACAAAGUGAGAGAAUUCCACUGAACAGAAUUAAGUAACAAUGGCUAUGAGCAUGACAAUAUAGAACUAUUUGUAAUUAGUUAAGGAGGAAAAGAUCAUAUAUACAUUGCUGUAAUUUUCUCGAUCGUGCUGAUGCACUUCAAUAUGUUGUUAAUUUGCAGUAAA
Lycium barbarum (goji berry) is the source of this 1070-nucleotide messenger RNA. Its product is annotated as protein LIKE COV 2-like. The record is from RefSeq and is a predicted model, not a curated record. The transcript is spliced from 7 exons. Gene Ontology annotation, cellular component: Golgi apparatus. Bases 176 to 943 code for a protein of 255 amino acids. Lineage: Eukaryota; Viridiplantae; Streptophyta; Magnoliopsida; Solanales; Solanaceae.